AAGACUCUCUAGAAUGUCAAUAUAUUAUAAUAUUCUUGAAAAAGAAUAUAUCGAUUAAUAAAAACUGUAAAAAUGUGCGAAGUCCAGGAGUUUCUCGAUGGCCUCUGCAAGACCUUUCGGAAGUUCAAGGAGAUGCGCCGCCUGGAGAUGGUCCAGAUUCUUAACCAGGUUCGUUGCUGCGAAUGUGGACACAAGAUGCGAAUGCAGAAGGUGGAGGUGCAGAACUCCCUCGCCCUAAAGACUUCCACUCCGGCCAGGAUUAGGAAUAUCCUUCUUAUCAGUUUUCUACUGGUACUCCUGCUCUAUGGCUAUAUCCUUCAUGCCGUGAGGCGGCACAAUCGCAUCAGGACAUAUGGCAGCAGUGCCUGCGAAUCGACAUUUCUAUAUAAGUAUACGGAUUGCGAAGUGAUUUACUGACAGUGUUGAUAACUUAUAUUUUUUAUAAAAUGGUUUGAAUAAAUUUUUUAAAUCUUA
Messenger RNA from Drosophila ananassae, 474 nucleotides. RefSeq lists its product as uncharacterized. The coding region runs from base 73 to 417 and encodes 114 amino acids. The transcript has a single exon. Lineage: Eukaryota; Metazoa; Arthropoda; Insecta; Diptera; Drosophilidae. The record is from RefSeq and is a predicted model, not a curated record.